AUGGCAACAUCUAUGUCAGCUAAUUGUCUAAUUUCACCUGAACCUUUAUUAGAACAAUUUAAUUGUCCAAUAUGUUUGAAUAUAAUGAAAGAUGUUUGGGUAACAAAUUGUUUUCAUCGUUUUUGUGAAAAUUGUAUCAAAGAAUCUGUCAAUGCAUCUCAUCGAUGUCCAUUAUGUAAUAAAGGUUUACAACAAGAAGAUGUUCAACGUGAUGCUCAAUACAAUAGUUUACUUGAAACAAUUGACAAAGCUAUUCAAGAUGCCGAAUCACAAAAAGCGAAAUCAUUUGCUAAUCAAAUUGUUAAUCAAAUUGGUGAUAAUUCAGUACGAACAAUUCUUGAAGAACUUUUUCGUGAUACACUCGUAACUUCAUUAGCAAAUCAUUUAACAAGUGAAAAUGAUAUGCGAAGUCGUUAUAAACGUAAAAAAGCUGAUAUUGAACAAACAUUUAAUCGAGCUAUAGUUGAACUUCAAGAAAAAAAAUUACCAAAAGAACAAUAUAAAAGAGAACUUGAGGAAAAAACUGAUCAAUUUCGCCAAGAAAUUAAUGGACUUGAUGAAGAAAUUCGUAAUGUUCAAAUACUUUUUAUUGAGGCAUAUAAAAAUCAUCUUAUUGAACAUGUAUCAAAUUUUGGUGCUGUUUCAACACAAGUUCGAGUUACUUUAUGGAAAGAUGAUCAUUUAUAUAUGAAUAAAGAUGGACAAUAUCUACUAAAAUUAAUGCGCCCUGAAGAUCAAAUGACAGUAUUAUUGUCAGCAUUGGAUGAACUUUUAACAUUAAAAUCUGAUAAAAUAUCUAAACUUGGUGAUGUUGUAUUUUUUACUUGUAUUAAUCCUUUUAAUGAUCUAUCCGAACAAGCAGUAAUAAGACAACUCAGAAGAAUGGAUACAGAUGAUGAUGAUAAUAAUAAUGAUCUAUUAACUGUAUCACGUAAUUGUCGACCUAUUUUAGAACAUAAAUUAUUACGAGGAACACUUGUUGUUAUUCAUGGUGAUAUUUUAUUGGAGAGUGAAGUUCCAAAACAAUGUUUUAUACAAACUUUUAAUGAAAAUCCUAAUCAAGAACAUCUAGUUGAUUAUUUUGAAUGUAAACAAUGUGUAAGAAAUGGUCAACCAUUAAGAUGGAUUUGUCAAUCUUGUGCAUCUGUUUGUCAUAAAAGUAAGUCAAUACUUUAUCGAGAUUUAUGA
Messenger RNA from Adineta steineri, 1188 nucleotides. The record is from the annotation of a GenBank genome assembly. Lineage: Eukaryota; Metazoa; Rotifera; Eurotatoria; Adinetida; Adinetidae.